Molecule: messenger RNA, 504 nt
Organism: Rodentolepis nana
Lineage: Eukaryota; Metazoa; Platyhelminthes; Cestoda; Cyclophyllidea; Hymenolepididae
Source: the annotation of a GenBank genome assembly
AUGUCUCUAAAACUCAAGAAAUUAGAAUUGCCUGCUCACAAUAGAAUCAGUUUCAUUGAAGAGACUUUUGGAUGCACACCUGCCCUAGUCAUAAACGUUAUCCAGCCGAUUGGAGGAGGCUUCAAGAAACACCGCAGUGUUUUCGAACCGAGGGAGAGAGAGAGAGAGAGUUACAUCUCCCUUUUUUUACCUGCACGUUGCCUUCUCAUCCCAGUCUUUCCCUUCAACAUUCACGGAGGCAUAAUUCAUCAUGAUGUCGGAAUUACUUCUUCUGGCAUAGCAGAGGAAGAAGUAGUGGUCGGACGUUGUUGUCAUGUGACUGGUAGAAAGAGAAGGGAAAUCGAAAAAAAGGAGGGACUGGACACGGUCCUUCUGCUGUCACUGCUACUGCACACCUACAGUACGACUACUUAUGCCACUACUGCUACUACUACUGUAGCGGCUGUUACACAUCGCUUUCUGAUUUGGAGUCCCCGCCCAACCCAACCUUCAAGUCAGGAAUGA